This is a messenger RNA of Saccoglossus kowalevskii, 2173 nucleotides long. Its product is annotated as endonuclease/exonuclease/phosphatase family domain-containing protein 1-like. Gene Ontology annotation, biological process: DNA repair. Gene Ontology annotation, cellular component: plasma membrane. Gene Ontology annotation, molecular function: DNA binding. Lineage: Eukaryota; Metazoa; Hemichordata; Enteropneusta; Harrimaniidae. The record is from RefSeq and is a predicted model, not a curated record.
CUGGCAUGCCAAAUACUCUAUUGUUGGCUGUUGUUUUAAUGUUGUUGACGUGUUUUCGCGCUCACGCUGCCAUCUCCGUAAUAUUGUUGAGUCAGACUGCCCACGAAGAUGACUAGCUGACAUUUUUACAGCUGUGUAGAGUACGGAGGUCUCCUCAUCUAUUAUCCAGCGCCAUGUGUUGAUGUUCUCGUAUAAUCACUGGUUCUAAUAACAUGGGAAAUAUGGUUACUACUUGCUGUGGGCGUUUUCCCAACAAGAGUCGGCUGCAUAGUGAUUAUGAUUUGGUUCCUCACAUAAAAGGCCACAAACGAGAUCUAAGCGCGACAUACAGUGCCAAAGAUUUAGCGUUCACCUUUAAUCAACUGAAUGUGAAUACAGCUACAGAGGAAGAGCUCAUGACAUUGCCUGGUGUCAGUAGACCGGUAGCUAGAAACAUCGUGGAUUACCGACGACAGAUUGGUGGCUUUCGUAAAGUUGAAGACAUUGCAUUGGUCACUGGAGUCGGUGCUGUCAAGUUGGCUCAUAUGAGAAAUGAAAUAUGCGUUAAUAAUAGAAAUGGGACACCUCAUGGUAGUGAAGGUGGGAUAUCGAGAAAUUCGUCGGUGCUCGAAACUAGUCAGUCUGCUCAAUACGUAGAUGUGAACACAGCAACUGUUGCUCAGCUAAGCAAAAUUAACGGACUUGGAGAACACUUUGCUAAAAAGAUUAUCCAUCAUCGUAACACAAAUGGACUUUUUUAUAAAUAUGAUGAAAUCGCAGAUAUACCUGGUGUUGGACAAGCUACUUUGAUAAAAAUCCUGGACCAAAUAACACUAGGGAAGAUGGAGUACUCGAACAGUCGAUCAGAUAUUGGUUCGAAUGGACACGUGCCAAAGCGGCGACUGUAUCGCUCAAAUAGCAAAAGCAGCGGUACUCAAACUGACUUUUUAGCACCUACUCCAACCACCCCACCAUCAGGAUCAAGCUAUAUCAGAGAUCCAGUCGUUGAGUUCACUGGAGUUAAAGAUGGCUUGCCGAUUAUUCGUGUCGGCAGCUGGAACAUGUCUAAGUUGAGUAAAGAAAAAGCCAGUAACAGUGGUGUAAUGGAAGUUAUCUGCUUUACAAUUCUUGAAAAUGGGUGUGGUUUUGAAGUACCUAGUAUCGUAUGUACAGAACUGAAUAAUCCUACACUGCCAAAUAUAGUAGGUUGGACAGGUCAUCAAGGCCAGUGGGAAUGUGAAGUCUCAGAUGUUGCUGGUAGAAUUAAUCAGUCACUAGAGUAUAAUGGUUUUCUCUGGGACAAAAGUCGUGGAAUAACUUUGAAAGAUGCUCGACUGUUGCAGCAAGUGCAGAAACAAGCACAUCAACAAUUUGUCUGGCAGCCCUACAUUGGUUUAUUUCAGGCAGCCAAAUUAGACAUUACUCUGGUCAGUGUACAUUUGAACUCAAAAGAGUCGCAGGAUCAUAGGAGAGACAAAGAAGUGAGUGAUGUCAAAAAACUACCCUAUCUCAUUGAGUCUCUCCAAACUGAAGUACAAGGGCAGAGUAAUAUAAUGAUAGUGGGUGACUUCCACACGGAACCCACAGUAUCGGAGUUUGAUAUACUGAAGAAUUUAGGUUUUACAAACAGUAUAGCAGCCACUUUAUUUACAAAUAUUUCACGAACUGAUUUAGACGGUUCUUGUUGCCAUGAUAACAUGUGGAUUAGUAAAGAACUGCAAGACGUAAAAACUGGUGAAACUGGAGUGAUCCGUUCAGGCUUGCAACAUCCGUGCAUUCCAGAUGGCUGGAACUGGAACUCUGUUGUAUCCAAUCAUUGCCCUGUGUGGACGGAGCUGUACGUCAACAAGACCUUUGAUGGAAACACUGAUAGUGAAAUCCAUUACGCAGAUAGUGCGACAGCGUCUGAAAGUGGCGCUUCAACGAGUAAUCACAUUCGUCAUGCGAGUUAUAAAGCUUCGUUUGAUGUUGACGGUAACGAUGGGGAUUUGGACUAUGUUCCUGCCGUGUAAGAUUUGCGAACAUGAUUUUGUUGUUUUGUCAAGUACAUGUUAGAUUCUAGUCUAGGCACCUCCAGUCUAGGUACCUGUUAGUCUGGCCUAGGUGCGUGUUAAGCAUAGAAUAUAUGCGGCAUACCACUCACGUCAUGUUGAAGAACAAACUUUUUAAUGCUUUUUUGGCAUGUGUAGGUAAG